AUGACUUCUAUUUCAACAAAAUGGACACCAAAAAAACGUGAUUAUGUAUCUGAACAUAAACAAUUAAACAAAACUACAAAUGCUACAACAACUCAUCCUCUUGGUGUUAUUGUUACAAAUAAACCACAAACAACAAUAUCAUCAUCAUCAUCAUCAUCAUCUCCAAUAGUUGAUCCUCUUUCAUUAAAAACAACUCAAGCUGAAAUUGAUCCAUUAUCACGUGCAUUAGCAGCUGCAAUAACAUCAAAAAAAGAUUCAACUGAUGAAUAUUCACCAACAAUAACAGAUACAUUUGAACCAUGGUCAAGUAAAAAAGGUGUUAUUUUAAGUCAAUAUAUAACAACAAAAAAAAUUAGUAUGACAACAGCUAUGAAUAAUACUAAUGAUGAAUCGAUUAUUGAUAACACUAAAAUGGCAGAUAUGACAACAACAGCGGAAAGAGUUAAAAAUCGUCUUGAACAAUUAGAUGCAUUUGAAGGUGGACAACAAACACAAAGUUUAACGCAACAAGAAUAUAUAAAUCGUAUUAAUGAAAUGAGUAAAGAUAUGAGUCAAGCAUGGAAAAAUGAUCAACGUGUUAAAACAUUAAAAAUUGCUAUACAGUGUGGUAAAUUAUUAGCUGAUAUGAAUGUUAUGGAAUUUUAUCCAAGUAAAUUUUGUUUAAUUACAGAUGUAUUAGAUACUUUUGGAAAAUUAGUUUAUAAUCGUUUAUUAGAAAAAAGUGCAUCAUCAACUGGAAAAAUUCCUGAACGUGUUGUACCUGACCUUAUUCCAGACGCUACACGUGAAACAGCUCGUAAUUGGUUUUAUAAAAUAGCUAUUAUUCGUGAAUUAUUACCACGUAUACUUAUUGAAGUAGCUAUUCUUAAAUGUUAUAAUUUUUUAUCUACAACUCAUUAUCGAACAGCUCUUGUACAAUUAGUUAAAAUGUGUCGUGGAAUUGGAGAUCCAUUAGUAGCUGCAUAUACUCGUUGUUAUAUUUGUCGAGUUACAAUUGAUAUUGAUUUUAAAUAUCGUGAACCUAUUGAAAUAGCUUUUACAGAUUUAUGUCAUUCAUUUCAUCAAAUAAAUACAGCAACUGUUAAAACUGUGUAUCAAUUACAAAAAUUAACAACUAGUAUUUAUUUAUCACUUUAUUCGCCAGCAUUAGAUUGGAUUGUUCAAUGUUUAUUACAUAAAUUAGAUGAAAAUAAAAUGGAAAAAAUUGUUAAUAAAACACGAACAGAACUUAAUAUGUUAAGUGGUGGUGUUGUAUUAAAUGCACUUUUAAAUACACUUCCACCAAAUCAUGUUCGUUCAAAAGUUCAACGAUAUAUUGAAAUGAUUAAUGAAUGUGAUGAACAAUAUUUUCCAAAAAGUAUACUUUAUCGUUCUCUUGGUCUUUCUCUUCUAUUAUCAUCACCAUCAUCGACACCAUCUGAUCUUCAAUUAUUAAAUAGUGUUUGGAGAGUAGUUACAAAAUUUAAAGAUCCAUCGGCCUAUAUGGCAUGUGCUGAAGUUUGGGUCGAAUUAACAUCAAAAGAAUAUACGACACGAGAACUGAAUACAAUGUUGAGUGAUAUUAUUAAACAUUUAACACCAGAUCGUGUUUUUGAAGAAUAUUAUGGAAAAUUACAUGCAAUUAUGAUUAAACUUCUAGCAAAUAUACAAGAUUUUGCAUCAUUAUUUGCUAUGGAUAAAAUAUUACCAUUUCUUGAUUUAUUUCAACGUGAACAUGUUCGAGUAGAUUUAUUUAAAUCAAUUUUACAUGUAUUUAUUAAUAAAAAUCCACAAGAAAAAACUAAUGAUCCAGUAUUAAUAACUGCUAUGAUACAUUGUGCUAAAAGUGUUCAUGAUACACUUGGAGCUUUGACAAAUGAUGAUGAAUUACGUGAAGUUAGUGGACUUUUAUCUUCAUUAAUACGUAAAGUUGAUUAUGGAAAAGAUGUUGAACAAGAACUUAAAUUUUGUGUAGAAGCUCGUGGUUUAUUUGGUUAUUUAGAUUCAGUUACUAUUACACUUAUACAGAAAGUCAAUACAUUAGCUGUAUCAACACAUCGUAUUGUUAAUGGUGUACAAUCAACUGCAACAUCAUCUUUUAUACGUGCUUGUAUGGCUUUUUGUUAUAUAACAAUUCCAUCAUUAGAACAUCCUUUAAAUAAACUUCAAUUAUAUACAUUAUGUGCACAAACAGCAUAUUUAAAUCAAAGUCUUUCACAAGGUGAUGGUUUUUUUAAAAUGGCUAUAACACUUCUAUCGGAUUUUCCAAAACAGAUUGAAAUUGAUGGAAAAUUAGUAUCAAGUGAUAAAUAUUUAUAUGAAUCAAUUACAAAUAUAAUGUCAACACUUGUUGUUGUACCUGAUAAUCCAGAUGCAGGUGUUUUAUAUCUUGCUCAUGGUUUAAAUAAUGUUAUUAAUCAAAUGAAAUGUUUUGAUGAUACAAGUGAAACACGUGCCAUGCUUGCUAUGAAUAUGUUAUGUCUUUUGUCAACACAAAUUCAAACAUUUUUACCAUAUCAUGUUCUAAAAGUCGAAUCAAAUGAUGCUUUAUAUGGUAAUGAUGAAAGUUUUCUUAAUGAAAUACAUCAAAGAUUAAGUCGUAUUUGUGAACAAAUUAUACAAAUGCUUAAAGAUUUAGCAAAUACAAAUCCAAAACGACAAUCAACAUUAGCACUUGAAUUUUUCAAUCGUUUAAUUGCACAUGGAGAUUUAAAUCAACCGAAAUGUAUUAAAUUUGCUGUUAAUCUUUGGAAUUUAGCACAAAAAAGUCUAAAUCCAGAUGCACAAAAACUUGCUAAACGUAUUUUAAAUCAUAUUGAAGCUCGUUCUGUUCAUGAUAAAUCAUUUAAACGUUUGUCUGAACUUAUUUUAGGCAAUAUAAAUGAUACAAGUCAAUCAUCAUCACUAUCAAAUUUCACUUAA
Molecule: messenger RNA, 2901 nt
Organism: Rotaria sordida
Lineage: Eukaryota; Metazoa; Rotifera; Eurotatoria; Philodinida; Philodinidae
Source: the annotation of a GenBank genome assembly